UAUUACACCAUCGUUCGAAUGGUGGUGAAUUUAUAAAUUUGAAUAUCAUUUAAAUAACGCACAUAGAACGAAUUUCGUAGGCACGCUCUUACGCAAGUAAUUUCGUGAUAAUAGAAUUUCCAUAUACACAAUUUCGUUGUUGAUCGAUGAAAAAGAACAUUUUCAACGGUACGCCGUAUUGGAUUAUGGAGUGAGAGCAAACACACGCGUUAGAUUUCUUAACAACUAUAUCUACCAAAGAAUAUUAAGAGUGAAAUGUGAACAGUACAAUGGUUUCUAAUGUAUUCACACGAAUCGACGAAUACCGCUACGUUAUCAGUGAUGACAAGACCUAACUUAACAUGAGGUGAAACUAGGUCCACAAAGGUUUCACUUAUCGUUACAUUGUAGCGUUUUAUGCGAAAUAUUCCACUAUGGAAGCUCAUGAGAAUGAGCAGUAUGUCACGUUCCCUCUUUCUGGGGUGCAUGAUGGUAUUCAGGAUAAUAUUAUAUCACACGAGGAGAUAUGUGAACCUGUCAAUGAGUGUGUCCUUCAAGAAGAACUUACUGAAGUAUCUGUUACGGAUGUGAAUGCUGGUAUCACCGAGGCACAGGUUGCCGUUGAAAUUUUAGCUGAACAUUCUGAUGAGGAAGAUGAAAGUCGUGUGGUAUACCCAAUAUACAUUAAACAGGAAGAACAACAGCAGUAUACUUCUGGAGACGAUGAGUCUAUGGCUGUGGAAGCACUCAGACAACUUGGUGGGAUGUAUCCUUGUUUUGAAGACAAAAAAAUAUCUUGUCCUAAUUGCGCGAACCUUUUUAUGCAAGCAGAAAUGGCUAAGCAUCACACUAUGUGUAAUGCUAAUAAAUUGUCUUGUAUGACUUGUGGGGAACGAUUUGAAAGGAAAAUGGACUUAAAUAAUCACAUGGUUUGUCAUCAAGUGGAUCGACCUCAUGCUUGCAGAACUUGUGGUAACUUGUUCCGUUCAAAGAGCAGCUUAAAAUGUCAUAUGUUAGAAGUACACCAGGUGGAGAGACCUCAUAAAUGUACAAUAUGUGGAGCAGAUUUUCAGAGGCCUUCUAGUUUAUCUAAUCAUAUGAAGAUUCACACUUAUGUUGCUGGUCGUGCUAUCAUGCAGUCACAAGGUAACAAUGUAUCACAGUCUGAGGAAACAUUCAGGAAGUGGCCUGAAGAUAUAACAGAGCCCCAAAAUAAUCAAGUGCCAUCGUCUUCUGUACAAAGUGUACAAACUUAUGAUACUGUUCAAUGGACAGUCCCGUCUUAUAAUUUUCAUAAUGAACAGUCGGCAGUUAAUGUAAUAUCUAAUCCUCAAGAAAAAAUGGAUACUCUUCAUGAGUUCACCGUAAUGCCAAAUGGGGAAGUAACACAAUUCGAAUAUACUCAACAGGGUAAUAUAAAUAAUCAAGUUAGUCAACAAUACAAUCUUUCGCUGAACUCUUUUAAUAACACAGAUGCAAUGGUAAAAGUUGAAACACUGUCAUACAACACUGAAAACAGGAGGAGUUAUUCAGAAAUUGAAACGAAUGGUAUAAAGCAGCACACUUGUAGACAUUGUGGAAUCAGCUUUUCUAGAGCAACAGCAUUGGUAUCUCAUGAAAAGAUACAUGCAUCUAAGAAUUGGAACAUGCCGAUGGAAUGUGAAUACUGCGAUAAGCAGUUCCAAGAUGGAAAUCACUUAGCUACUCAUCAAACAACUUGUGCAAAGAAAAUGAUGCAAAAUAAUAUAGACCAAGGUGCACCUAACAAUAAGUGGGGUAAACAUGCGUGUACUGAAUGUGGUAAAAAGUUUACCACUAAACAGAAAAUGUUCAGGCACCAAUGGAUUCAUAGAAAAAAGACAUAUUCCUGUGAGGUAUGUGGUUCUCAGUAUGAAAAACAAAACCAGUUGGAUGAACACAGACUAUCAGCACAUCCUGGUGAUUCUCCAUUUACUUGUACAGAAUGUGGUAAAAGCUUUGUGUCUCGUCAGGGGCUUUGGGAGCAUGGCAGAACUCAUGCAGGAAGUCCUGCUCACUUUCAGUGUGAUACAUGCUCCAAAACAUUUUCGUCCAGGCAGGGGUAUUUAAUCCAUCACCGAACACACACUGGAGAAAGACCAUAUGGCUGUAAAUUCUGUUGGAAAGCAUUUAGAGAUGGUGGAACUCUAAGAAAACAUGAACGUAUUCACACAGGCGAGAGACCUCACGUUUGUCCUCUGUGUUCAAGAGCAUUUAAUCAAAAGGUUGUUCUAAGAGAACAUGUCAGAUGGGUUCAUGCAGCAGGGAAAAAUGAAACUGAAAUAACUGGACCUCCUUUUCCUUGCCCUAUAUGUGGUGCAUUGAAUCAAGAUCGAGAUGAGCUGUGUGCACAUAUUGUUAAACAUUCUGACCAAAUGAUAGCAGAAGCAAAAGCCAAAACUAAUAACAAUGCACCAAAACCCAAGCCACCUAAGAAAAAAUCACGAGCCUCGGCAGGUACUAGCUUGCAAGGAAAACAUGCAGCUGGAAGCAGAAUAAUUUCUAAAGCAGAACAGAAUGAAGCACUUCUGUCUAUUACAGAGACAGAUAAGUCAGAUAGUCAGCAACUUUUAAGUGAUAAACAAAAUAGUACCUUUCUUGUAGUCACUCCAGAAAAACGUAAUGAAGACUAUAUUGCAAUAUCAGAACUGAAACCUGAUAAUGUACAAUUGAUAGUUAAUGAGAAACAAGAUGAAAAUAUGCACAUUUCACAAACUGAUCAUAAUCAUAGGGAAUCGUUAAAUAUAAUUACUAUUGAUAAACAGAAUAAUGCUACUCACAUAGUGCCCACUGAACCAGAUGGAAGUGGACUUCACCCUACAUCCAGUCAUGAAAUAACUACAAUGCAUUUAAUACAAACAUCAAAACAAAGCAAUACUUUACACUUAAUAUCAAAACAGAACGAGUCAUUGCCUGUCUUGACACUACCAAAUCCUCAAAGCCAUGAAAACUUUUCCAGUCAAAUUGCACAAAUACAUAAUAGUGAUUUACCUAUGGAUAUGGUAACUCAUCAUUCAACUAGGGAAGAUCAAAAUAUGAAAGAUCCCACUGAAAUUGGGCAGGAAGCAUUAAUACAAGAGGGAGUAUCUCAGACAGCUGUAAUACAAGUUGUACAGUAUCAUCAACAGGAAAGCGAUGAGGGAGAGGAAUUUGUCUGUGGUAUCUGUGGUGAAGAUUUCAACGACAAGAACGUGUUAAUGGAACACGUUAAAAUUCACAUAUAAGUAUUGUUAUUUUUUUGCUAACCGAGUUUGUGAUAUUCUCGUGCUAUUAAUGUGACUAU
Dufourea novaeangliae is the source of this 3280-nucleotide messenger RNA. Its product is annotated as zinc finger protein 420-like. Lineage: Eukaryota; Metazoa; Arthropoda; Insecta; Hymenoptera; Halictidae. Gene Ontology annotation, cellular component: chromosome. Gene Ontology annotation, biological process: regulation of transcription by RNA polymerase II. The transcript has a single exon. The record is from RefSeq and is a predicted model, not a curated record. Gene Ontology annotation, molecular function: chromatin insulator sequence binding. The coding region runs from base 414 to 3221 and encodes 935 amino acids.